AACCCGUUUCCUGCUGAUUCUCUUCUUCUCUCUCUGGUGCUCCAAGGACGUUACUGCACAUUUUGGCUGACAUGUCGAACCCAGCGAUCACCCACCAGCCCGGCGGAGGGCAGUACGGAACCAACGUGCAGACAGGAGAGUGGAGCACAGGACUCUGCUCCUGCUGUAGUGACUUACUGGUCUGUGCUCUGGGCUUCUUCUGCCCAAUUGCACUGGGCUGCUAUACAGCUAACAAGUACGGAGAGAAUGCCUGUUUGGCCUGUAUCCCGGGAGGAAUGACCGCUAUGAGAACUCACAUGCGGCUGACAUAUGGUAUCCAGGGCACAAUAUGCAAUGAUGCGUUGAUGACCUUCUGCUGUGGAUUCUGUGAGAUGUGUCGGAUGGCGAGAGAAAUACGUAUCCGGAAUGGAGAUGCAUAAAAAAAAAAGAUGCAUAGUUUGACAUAUUGCAUAUUUUACUGAGUACGCCAU
Molecule: messenger RNA, 470 nt
Organism: Megalops cyprinoides (Indo-Pacific tarpon)
Lineage: Eukaryota; Metazoa; Chordata; Actinopteri; Elopiformes; Megalopidae
Product: cornifelin-like
Exons: 3
Coding region: 72-419 (115 amino acids)
Cellular component (GO): cornified envelope
Source: RefSeq, a predicted model, not a curated record